AUGGAAGUCGCACUGGUGAAUCUUCGAAAAGAAAACGCAGAAUUGAAGAACGGAAUUCCUCCUCCAGCAAUAGCGCCAGUGCCUGACCAAGUUUUAGAAAAUGAUGACAACGAUCUUGAUCUAAAUGAGCUUCCUUACGGUCAUGCCACCAGUGAAUGUAUUCACCUCUACCAACUACAACAAGGGACACCAUUUUGUUGGUUCAUGGAUCGUCAUUGGAUAAAUAUUCCAAAUAAACUUUCAGCAGAAUAUGCUGCUGGAAUGAAUGAAUUCAUUAGUGUUGCAAGACACUCCAUGGCCUCUAAUGGGAUGGUUCUAUGCCCUUGUUGUCGAUGCGUGAAUAAGAAAUCACAAUACAUGCAUGUGAUAAAGGUGCACUUGAUCACUCAUGGAUUUCUUAGUACUUACACAAGGUGGUAUCACCAUGGUGAGCAAGCAGAGGAAGUAGAAGAUGAAGGAUUAUUCGAUACCGAGGAUAAUGUUGAAGAUUCAGAUCAACGUGAUGAUUUGGCGGCAGGUCUUCAUGAUGCUAUUGGUAGUAAGUAUUUUGACAUUGGUCCAACUAGUGACUUCAAUGAUGAAUCUCCACUUAAUGUGGAUGACAAGUAUGAUGCAUUGUUUGAGUCACUUCAUAAGCCUUUGUACAAUAAUUGUAAAGGUUUCUCUGUCUUAAGCGUGAUGGUGAAGUUGAUGAAUCUCAAAGUUCUUAACAAAUGGACAGAUAAAUCAUUCGACGGUCUUUUGGAGUGUUUGAGAGAGAUAUUGCCCGAGGGUAAUCAGUGCCCAGGGAAUUAUUACCAGACGAGGAAGCUUCUUUGUGAGGUGGGCUUAGGCUAUGAGCAAAUUGAUGUUUGUCAAUACGAUUGUGCAUUGUUUUAUGGUGAGAAUGCAAAUGCAGUGUCAUGUCCUGUACGGAAAAAUGAAGCUGGGAUUUUACGUCAUCCUGCUGAUGGGGAUGCUUGGAAGCAUUUCAACAAUGUUUAUCUUGAUUUUGCAGCUGAUUCCAGGAGUGUACGAAUGGGGUUGGCGUCAGAUGGGUUUAACCCUUUGUCUAAUAUGACAUCAACCUAUAGUCCUAAAUCUCCUGGAAAAGAUUAUGAUGUGUUCUUGAAGCCAUUAAUUGAAGAUCUUAAAGAGUUAUGGGAUGGAGUCAAUGCAUAUGAUUUGGUCAAUAUGGUCAAUGCAUAUACAAGAUCUAGAACAAUUACUGACAAACAAUGUUUCAUGGGACAUCGAUGUUAUUUGAAAAGAAACCAUUCUUGGAGAAAAAGUAAAGAACAUGAUGGAUCUACUGAAUUACGUUGCCCUCCUAGAACUUUUACUGGUGAUGACAUUUUAAAGCAAUUGGAAGAAAUUCCUAUUCAUACCCCUGGUAAAGCACCAAGUAAUUCUUCUAGAAAACGUAAGCGUGGAGAGAAAGAGCUGAAUUGGUGUAAAAGAAGUGUUUUGUUUGAAUUGUCAUACUGGUCAAAGCUCUUGCUGCGUCACAAUCUUGAUGUGAUGCAUAUAGAGAAAAAUGUAUGUGAUAACAUUAUUGGAACACUUUUAGACAUUGAAGGUAAAUCGAAAGACAAUUUAAAAGCUCGUAAGGAUUUGCAAAAUCUUAAUAUUCGUGAAGAGCUUUGGCUGAAGAAGGACCCUUCUAAUAACAAGCUUGAAAAACCUUAUGCUAGUUACACUUUGACGAGAGAAGAAUGCAAAGAUUUUUGUAAAUUCAUUCAAAGUGUUAGAUUACCAGAUGGAUAUGCUUCGAAUAUUAGUCGAUGUGCAACAGAUAAUGACAAACUAAGAGGAAUGAAAACUCAUGAUUGGCAUGUUUUACUUCAUAAGAUAUUACCAGCUGCAUUACUUCCUUUUCUGACAGACAACAUUCGUGGUGGUCCAGUUGCUUCGAGAUGGAUGUUUGGGACAGAACGCCAUAUGGGUUUGUACAAGAAAUAUGUGAGAAACAUGUCUCGGCCUGAUGGUUCAAUAGCGGAAGCUUUUGUUGUAGAUGAUGCUGUAACUUUCUUGUCAAGAUAUGUUUCUAACAUAGAGACAAGAUUCACAAGACCCGAGCGUAAUUGGGAUAUACCUUCUCCAAAUCAUAAGUUAGAUGUUUUCAACUCCAAUGUUCGUCCAUUUGGGGCAUCUACUAUCAAAUUGCUUCAAAAUUGGAGAAAAGUCGUUCAAUGGUAUAUAUUGAACAAAUCUGUAGAUGAUAUCCAAGAUUUUAUCGAUUGUUGGAAGAAAAAGGUCUUUCAGAUUCAGAAGUUGCCUUAUAGCACAAAGAACAAUUUCCUUCUUGGUUUAAGAAUAAAGUGUCUCAAAUGUGAGUUCAAAAAUCACCUCUUGCCAAUGAUGAUUUGUACUAUUUAUCUCAAGGUCCACUUGAACGGCACAACACCUACCAAAGUUUUGUCAUUCGUUUUAGAUCGGAAGGUGUUCUUAUUUCGUUGUAAGUGGUAUAACUCCAAUCCAAAAGGUAGAUCAAUUGUUGUGGAUCAUAAUUUGACUUCCAUCAAUACAUCUACUGAUUGGUAUUCUAAUGAACCAUUUAUCUUGGCAACUCAAGCACAACAAGUUUUCUAUUUGCUUGAUAUGAAGCGUGGUUCAAAUUGGCGGAUUGUUCAAAAAGUAAAUCAUCGAUCUAUUUAUGACAUUCCUGAAAUUAUGGAAGAGGCAGUAAAUAAUGAUGUGUUUCAAGAAGAAGAAUCAUUUCAAUUUCCACCUUUUCAACCAACUGAGUAUUUCAUUGAAAGUUCAUCUUUAGUUCGAUUAGAUGUUCCUUCUGUAACUCUUUCAGACCAACUUGUUGUUGAUUUAUUUUUAAACCAAAAUCAAAAUGUUGACAAGGAUAGUGACUUAGAUGAAGAUUUUGAUGAAGGAAAUAUAUUCUGUAAUAAUGAAACAUUUCUCUCAAGUGAUGACACUAAAAGUUCUACAGAAUCAUAA
Molecule: messenger RNA, 2934 nt
Organism: Humulus lupulus (European hop)
Lineage: Eukaryota; Viridiplantae; Streptophyta; Magnoliopsida; Rosales; Cannabaceae
Exons: 9
Coding region: 1-2934 (977 amino acids)
Source: RefSeq, a predicted model, not a curated record